Molecule: messenger RNA, 1556 nt
Organism: Galdieria sulphuraria
Lineage: Eukaryota; Rhodophyta; Bangiophyceae; Galdieriales; Galdieriaceae
Product: zinc finger (CCCH-type/C3HC4-type RING finger) family protein
Exons: 7
Coding region: 53-1210 (385 amino acids)
Biological process (GO): protein polyubiquitination
Molecular function (GO): ubiquitin protein ligase activity; metal ion binding
Source: RefSeq, a predicted model, not a curated record
GACGAUCAUCAGCAUUCGGUUAUUUUUUGAUCACGUCAAGUGUCGUUUCAUUAUGACCCAGACACCUGAACAGACCCCCAAUAACCAAGAAACAACAACGACACAAAAUAUCCAUAAUACGCAAAGUCGUUUAUUAGUGCAUACAGUUGCAGGACCUGGUACUGGGCCUCCAGUACCUGUUCCUUGUAAAUAUUACUUGGAAGGCUUUUGUGUCCAUGGCGAAGCUUGUCGUUUCCAACACAAGUUACCAACGAAAGAGAACCAGUCAGAACCUUCUGCUAGAAAUUCCGCUCGACUUUCCAAACCGGUUUUGGACGAGUUUUUGCACAAACGCAGUGAAAGUUCCAAGGAAGAAGAAGAAGAAGAAGAUUCUGUGUUUUCUUUUUCCAAUAUGUAUGCAUCUUUAUUUUCGGAGUCCAAAGAAUACAACUUUCCUCGUAUUGGUAUAGACCUUCGCCCAACUUCUUAUGCUGAAAGGUUACUUAACCGGAACAGUCAAGAUAAACUACCCAAUCAAGGCAGUGCUGGUGAAAUGGAAAAGCUUGCCAACUAUUCUGUAUCCCAUAAAGUACCCAUCUUAUGCAAGUAUCAUGCGGACAAUUCUUGUCAAUAUGGUGACAAUUGUCACUACUUACAUGGUUUGGAGUGUCCGCAUUGUGGAAGAAAUGUUUUGCACCCUUUGGAUAGCUCCAUUCAACGUCAACAUUUGGAAGAUUGUCGACAAUUUUACCACUCAUCAGAAGAGGCAAAAUGUGGUAUUUGUUUGGACUACCCUCGUAAGAGUGGAAAAUAUUUUGGAUUGCUUGAAAAUUGCGAUCACGUAUUUUGUUUGGAAUGUAUUCGUCAAUGGCGACAACAUAGCAUAGAUUUUGGACAAGUUGUUCGUUUUUGUCCACUUUGUCGCACUCCAUCUUUUUUUGUAAUUCCAAGUCUGGUUGUUCCUGGAGAUGUACAAAGAAAGAACGAAAUCAUUGAGAGGUACAAGUCAAAAUUGACAACUAUUCCUUGUAAAUAUUUCAAUUAUGGAAAGGGAACUUGUCCAUUUUCAACCAGCUGUUUCUAUGCACAUUGUUAUCCAGAUGGAACAUCGAUUCAAAGAGAUAAGCCUAGAAGAUAUAUGAAUGCCGAUGGUGAAAUGGUUUUCGAACAUCCCCAUUCUUUAGCAGAGUUUAUUAUUCCAAAGGAGGAGAAGAAGAAGAAGCGCUCGUAGAACUACUUGGCAUUGGUUCUUUUUGUAAUGAUGAUUCCAUUUUCUGUCACCAACUAAUAAGCUCAUUGAAAAGUAACCCAUUUUGGAAAACGAUGCAGUAUAUUUCUCUGGAAAGUUUAUUUCAUUCGACAAAUAAGAAUAGAAUAUUUGCCAACACAGCGACUUCAUAUCUAUCCAUUUCGUGUGACUUUACAAUAUGUUUUGGCAUCUCUUAUCAAGUCUCUACUAGGUUGACUGCUUUUCUUAGCCAUAGGAAAGUGACAAGGUGAAAGAAACGCUCUUAAUAAAUCGGUGCUGUAUUUUUGCUUAAUGCGCAAACAAGUUUCAUAAAUAAUACAUUAUAUAC